UCUUUAAAAAAAUAACCAAAUGGACCAAGCAGACGAACACAAAGACAAUAAACAAAUGGUAAAAAGACAGAUUCAACUCAAAAUGUUAGAAACUUGGAAAGAUCCAUCUCAUCUGCCCUCCCUCCUCCUUAUACUUGGUAUUCUCCAACUGAACUUGAAUAUAAAAGGAGGAAGAAGAAGAAGAAGAAGUGGAAAUAGAGGAAUUUUAUUUAUUUUUAAAAAAAGGUAAUUAAGUAAAUAAAAGGAGAGAUGGGAAGCAUGUGUUGCAUGUCAUCAUGCGAGAAUGGCGGCGGUUCGGAUAUCGUAGGAUGGGUGAUCAUAGUGAUCGUGGUUCUCUCUAUCAUGUCCGUUUUCUCCUCCAACGAACGCCGCGUCUCCGUCCGCGUCGUCCGCUGCCGCUGAACGCCAAACGCUGUCUCUGUCUGUAUAUGUAUGUUUAUCAUAAUCGCCCUAUGAUUCGGGUGUGAUGGAAUGUGCUUUUUUCUUCUUCUUCUUCAAUCUUUUGUGGGUCGGUUGAACAAUAAAUAUAAAGAAGAUAUAUCUCAAAUUA
Tarenaya hassleriana is the source of this 550-nucleotide messenger RNA. RefSeq lists its product as uncharacterized. The transcript has a single exon. The record is from RefSeq and is a predicted model, not a curated record. NCBI's taxonomy places the organism in Eukaryota, Viridiplantae, Streptophyta, Magnoliopsida, Brassicales, Cleomaceae. The coding region runs from base 250 to 402 and encodes 50 amino acids.